UGUUUCACCCCCCUCAAGUUAAGUUUUAGCCCCUCCUCCCCUGCGGAUGCACACACUCAUGCACAUUCAUGCCUGGCCUCACCCUUACCCUCACAUCCUUAUCAUAACUUCCAGGAUGAAUCUCAAAACUCCCUGGCCUGAGAGUAGGGCCUCUCCCCUAGGAGCCACCACACCAGGCUCCCAGCCCCCAAUGCAGCCCUCCUCCACCCACCACCUCAUGACCGUGCUUAACUUCUGCCCUUUCCUCUGCUGUAUGACUCGCUUUCCCAGAGUUAGAGAUCCAUUUGUGGCCAUGGGCCUAGAAGGGUGUCCAGAGUUAGUGGCUAUCAAUUUGAGUCUAUAGUGAUUUUUGGCUACUUUGGGGAGUGAGGAGCUGAGGACAGGCUCCCCACACUCAGUGAAACUUUGCUCCACACUUUGUAAUUUUGAGGGGUGACUAGUUUGGACUGGGUAGAGAAGCCUGUCCUGGGGGAGCAACUGAGGUCUGUGUCUUGCAUCAGAGUAGUUCAAGGCCAGGGGGAUAGACUAUCCAUUCCAUUUUUUUCUGGGAACAUGGAUGAGGGUCAUGUGGGCCCAGGACACAUUUGCCAAUCCUGAAAUCCCUGACUGGGCUCUCCUGGUCUGCCUGGAGCCCCCUAUGUCCCUGGGACUGGGGCUGCCACAGAGACCGGCAGAAGUGGCUGCAGCUGGCUGUCUAGUUGCUUCCUCUUCCUGCCUCUCCCUCCCGAAGCCUCACCCUCCCAAAGCAGCAGCAGCAGGAAAGGUGGGGCAGGAAUGCCUAGGCCAGGCCCUGGGCCAGAGUUCUGAAGCACCCACACAACUCUGCUCCAGAGCCAAAUCUGCCGGAGUCCUAGGCUCUACCAGGGCCUGUGACACCUCAUGGCAUCCUUGGGGUUGGUUGGGGAAGGAGACCCUGAAACCAGCACCCUGGUCAUGUGCGGCCCUGAGGAGGCGGCCCUGCUGCGGCUGGAGGAGGUCUUCUCAGCCACUCUUGCCCGCAUCAACAACCUUAUUCUCCAGCCUCUGCUCUCCACCGAUCCAGAGUCUUCAGAUCCCCAGGACAGAGAAUGCCUGCGGCUCCUUCAACAGCUGCACAAGAGCUCCCAGCAACUGGGGGAGGUGACUGAGGAGAGUCUGUACUCCCUGUGGGAGAGGCAGCGCCACCCGCGCUCCUUUGGCUUGGAGUCCCUGCUGCUGCUGCGCAGUGCUGACCUCGUCGUGCAGGUCCACAUGGAGUACAUCGAGUCCUACACGAGCUGUUUGGUGGUACAGGCCUUUCACAAGGUGGCAAAGAGCAAGAGUAUGUACUGGCGUGGACGACAGAAGGUACUACGGCAGAUCCUGACAGGCAUGGGUUGUGAGGGCUCCUUGGGCACCACACUGGCCCAGGCCCUCCGCCAGCCCCUUACCCAGCACGUGCAGCAGUACGUGCUCUUCCUGCUGAGCCUCAGGGACACCAUCGGGGAGCGUCACCCUGCCCAGGAGCUGGUGAUGCAUGCAGUCACCGUCUUCAGGAACCUGCAAUCUUUCAUGGGUCAGGCAUUGGACCAGGCUGUGGCCACACAGGCUCUCUGGCACACCCUGAGUAGCCAGCUGAGGGAUGUGCUCUGCACCCCUACCCACCGACUCCUGCAAGACAGCCAGGACGUCCCUGUGGUGGUCACCCCUCUGCGGGCUGAGCGUGUGCUGCUCUUCGAUGAUGCCCUCGUCCUGUUGCAGGGCCACAAUGUCCAUACCUUUGAUCUGAAGCUGCUGUGGGUGGAUCCUGGGCAGGACAGGUACACGUUCCACCUCCUCACACCAGAAGAAGAGUUCUCCUUUUGUGCCAGGGACCCCCAGAGCCAGGUGGUCUGGCAGUGGAAGGUGACCCAGGCCGUGUGCCAGGCCCUACGUGGGAAGAAAGACUUCCCGGUGCUGGGGGCGGGCCUGGAGCCAUCAGAGCCUCCUGUCUGCCGCUGCGGAGCCUACACCUUCCGCGCUGAGGGCCGGCUCUGCCAGGCGACCUACGAGGGCGAGUGGCGCUGGGGCAGGCCCCACGGCAAGGGAACCCUGAAGUGGCCGGAUGGACGGAAUCACGUGGGGGAUUUCUUCAAGGGCCUGGAGCAGGGCUUUGGCAUCCACCUGGUGCCCCAGGCCGCUGAGGACAAGUUUGACUGCUACAAGUGCCACUGGCAGGAGGGCAGCAUGUGUGGCUACGGCAUCUGUGAGUACGGCACUGACGAGGUGUACAAGGGCUACUUCCAGGAGGGCCUGCGGCAUGGAUUUGGGGUGCUCGACAGUGCACCACAGGCGCCCCAGCCCUUCAAGUACACAGGCCACUGGGAGAAAGGCCAGAGGAGUGGCUAUGGUGUCCAGGAGGACAGUGACAGGGGUGAGCGCUACAUUGGCAUGUGGCGGGCUGACCAGCGCCAUGGCCCAGGGGUUGUGGUCACUCAGGCGGGUGUCUGCUACCAGGGCACCUUCCAAGCAGACAAGAUGGUGGGCCCAGGCAUCCUCCUCUCUGAAGACGACUCCCUGUAUGAGGGCACCUUCACCAGGGACCUGACGCUCAUGGGCAAGGGCAAGGUGACCUUCCCCAACGGCUUCACCCUGGAGGGCUCAUUUAGCAGCGGGUCAGGGAAAGGACUGUAUACACAGGGAGUGCUGGACACGGCUGCCCUCCCACCAGACCCAAGCAAUAUCUGCAAGAGGCAGCUGGGUCUGGGUGCCUUCCCCGUGGAGAGCCGCUGGCAGGGAGUCUACAGCCCCUUCUGGCACUUUGUGCUUGCCGACUGCCCUGGAGACCUGCAGGAGGCCCUGCUGGGCUUCCAUAUGCAGAGCCCGAGGGAGCUGCGCAAGUCCCAGGAGUACCUGUGCUGUGAGAGGAGCCACCCCAAGGACAGUGCGGGCAAUGUGGAAGACAUCCUAGAGGAGUUACUGCAGCACCGGGAGCCCAAGGCCCUGCAGCAGUACCUCAGGAAGGCUCUGAGCAAUUCGCUGCACCCCCUGGGAAAGAUGCUCCGGACCCUGAUGCUGACCUUCCAGGCCACCUACGCGGGUGUUGGGGCCAACAAACACCUACAGUUUCUGGCCCAGGAGGAGGUGAAGCAGCAUGCCCGGGAACUCUGGGCUGCCUACAGGGGUCUGCUGCAGGUUGCCUUACAGCGCAAGGGCCAGGCCCUAGAGGACGAAGAUGAAGAGACAAGGGAUCUCCAGGUGCAUGGAUUGAUGCUGCCGCUCGUGCUGCCCAGCUUCUACUCAGAGCUCUUCACGCUCUACUUACUUCUUCACGAGAGGGAGGACGGUCUCUACAGCCAGGGCAUAACCCACCUGAGCCUGUUUCCCGACACCAAGCUGCUGGAGUUCCUCGAUGUGCAGAAGCACCUGUGGCCCCUCAAGGACCUCAAGCUGACGACCAAUCAGAGGUACUCGCUGGUCAGGGACAAGUGCUUCCUGUCUGCCACCGAGUGCCUGCAGAAGAUCAUGACCACAGUGGACCCUCGGGAGAAGCUGGAGGUACUAGAGAAGACAUAUGGGGAAAUCGAGACCACGGUGACGCGGGUGCUCGGCCAGGAGCACAAGCUGCCCAUGGAUGACCUGCUGCCCUUGCUCGUCUACGUAGUGUCACGGGCCCGAAUUCAGCACCUGGGAGCCGAGAUCCACCUGAUCCGGGACAUGAUGAACCCUGUCCACAUAGGAGGCCUGUAUGACUUCCUGCUCACAGCCUUGGAGUCCUGCUACGAGCACAUCCAGAAGGAAGACAUGAGGCUGCGGCACCUGCCUGGCCACUGGGACUCCAGGGAGCUCCGGUAGCCCCGUCUUUCCGGGACAACAUCAGCACUGAGAAGGCCACGCAGACUCCCCGCAGGAGCAGGCAGCGCCAUCUGCUCCCCAUCACCCAGGGCCAAGGGCAGGACGGGCCCUCGGAGGCAGCUCUUGGAGGAGAUGGGCAUUUUGUUUUUCAAGGAGAGAUGCUGCUGCUGUCCUCCCAGGGUGAGGUGAGGGGCGACAAGUGCGGCCCCAGAGCGCAUGGGUUUCCGUUGGUCACUAGGCCAGCCUCCAAUGACCCCCUUAAUCAGCAGCAGCUCCUAGUCUGGGGUGAGGAGUUGCUGGCUUUUCAGACUGAGUCUUGCUUCGGAGUUGCUGAGCCUCUCUGGGCCUCACGCUGCUGCCUGUCAAAUGUGGGGGAAGGGUAGAUGGCCCAUAAAGGUCCUUCCAGCCA
Marmota monax (woodchuck) is the source of this 4201-nucleotide messenger RNA. It is a transcript of the gene Als2cl, whose product is annotated as ALS2 C-terminal like. The transcript is spliced from 26 exons. The record is from RefSeq and is a predicted model, not a curated record. NCBI's taxonomy places the organism in Eukaryota, Metazoa, Chordata, Mammalia, Rodentia, Sciuridae. The coding region runs from base 880 to 3792 and encodes 970 amino acids.